AGGAAACCCAGCAGGGGGAGGGGCGAGUGCAGCUUCAGGUCUGUUCAUUGGGCUAACUAAAGUCCAUCAACAAGCUAGUUAGCGGUGAUGGACGCUAUCGGCACUGCUCUAGCAACAAGAUAAUAUGGACUAGCUACAUGAGGGUUAUUGUUGUGCUUUGACAAUCACUAUCAAGCUGAGGACCAGAGGACCAUUUCAGGUGGUUGUGAUCAUCUCCUCCAUUCAUGCGGUCGCUGCUGGUGCCCAGAGGAGUCUGAGCUCUCGGUGGCGGGCAACCUCAGUCACCAUCUCGCUGGGACAACACGGCUCACUUACCGAGUAGGAGCAUGGUGGUCCCGGACAGUGCCAGCGUGGUCCCCCAGCCCGACCAUGGCAGUCCCACCGGCCACACGGAGAGCUCCAACCCCGAGUGUGAGGAUGAAGAGGAGGGAAGUCAAGACCUGGCAGGGGAGGAGCUUGAGGAGGUACGAAAGCUGCAGGAGCUAGUUCGGAGGUUGGAGGUCCAGAAUGAGACCCUACGCAACAGGGGGAGUAAGACUAUCAUCCACAGAGAAGCCAGCAGCAACAGCAAUCUCACAGCUGCUGUCAAUAUCAAUGAGGCACUGACCUGUGAAGGGGUGACCAACUCCCACCUCAGGUUGGAGCACAGUGGAGACACAGACUUUGAGCUGUCACCGCCUCAGGACAGCAGCAGUGGAGAAGACAUGUCCCCCUUGCCCCUGGCUAACAGGCUGGAGGAAGAGGAUGGAGAGGAGGAGGAGAUAGAAGAGGACGAACAGGGUCCAUGUGGGGGCUUUCUCACCUUGACCUGCAGCAACGGAGGGCUACAGUCCCAGGGGCAGACGCCAGACAGCCCCUCUCAGGGAAGUUAUGAAUCAGAGACACUUGCAGAGAGCGACUCAGGGGUUGACCAAACUGCACUGGAUGAGGUGGAUGUCCUAGAUUUGGAGGAUGAGUGUGCAGAAGUUGAGGAUGAAGACAGUUGGUUGUACGUGUCUCCUAAAAAGCAAGUAGCAGAUCAAGGCCCAGAGUCCCCGUUGAAAUGGUGUCGGCAGGCUCUCGACCACCGCAGCCCAGAGACAGAAAUUGCUUGUCGAACUCUGAUCAGCCGUUUGGACCAAUCAUCUCGAUGGAGGAACAUGUACAGUAGCCCGUCGGCAGAGGCAGGCUCGGCAGGCUCAGGCCUGAUCUCUCCUGGGUACCACAAAUCAACUAACAAAUCCCUACUAACCUGUGGCAGCUCAGGUGUCACAAACAUGCAGUCAGCCCUGAGCUCACAGUCCUCUAUAGACAGUGAGCUCAGCACAUCAGAUGACUCCAUCUCAAUGGGCUACAAGCUGCAGGACCUCACUGAUGUCCAGAUCAUGGCUCGUCUACAGGAAGAAAGUCUUAGGCAGGAUUAUGCUUCCAGCUCAGCGUCUGCAUCACGUCGCAGUUCCACAGCUUCCCUGCAAUCCCUGCGCAGGGGCGGCACAUACAGUGAUCAGGAGUUUGACAGUUACAGUUUAGAGGAUGAAGAGGAUGAGUUCUGCUCCAUGCCCCAGCGACGACAUCGCUUCACCCCCUCGCCCUUGGGCUCACCCCGGUGCCUGUCACCCUCCACCUCUAACCACGGUCAGGAAUACAGCAGCAGACUCGCCGCACCACGCACAAGAACACCAAGAAGAUCCCUACAGGGCCCCAGUGCAGAGCUGCUGAAAUUUGCCAAGAGUGAGGAGGAGUUGAGGCACAGCAUGCCUAAUCUGGCCCCCCGCACCAGCCUACGUUCCCUGGAGGCAGUCAGAAACAGCCGCAGCAUGGAGGCUAACCUCCAGAGUUCUGGCAACCGCAUGUCCCGCCUUCCACACUCCCCCUCCACAGGUAUGGCUGGCAGUCGGCUGCGUAGUAGCGGCCAGUCUCCUCUCUCCCUGCGGGCUCCAGUGAAAGCUGUGGCGCCCAUGUCAGCUGGACGUCAGGCUUCCAGAGGUCUGCCUGUUGUUCAAGCACCAGCAGCAGGAGGGGGACGUCGGGUCCAGUCUCCAGGAUCUGCCAAUGGUGGAGCAUAUAUACCUGGGAGAGCCUCUACUGGGGCAGGGAGGGCGGCAGUGGGAAGAGGACAGGCUGCACCAUCAGCAUCCACCAGGAGUAAACUUUCACAGCCAACCAGACGGUCUUUUGGCAUGACCAAAAUGUCAGAUGAAUCCUGGAAAGAUGGCUGUUACUGAGACUGAUGAUGAUGUUCACUGCUGCAACCCCCACCUGAACUGUCCCCACCUUACCUCUCAUAGUACAAAGAGCAUCACAGAUGUGUCGUACAACCUUUCGGUCCCCUAUUUCAAAACUGGAAACGCUGGGCUGCACUCGAUUUGUAGUCAAGACUCAUCUCUUUCCUCGCAUGAAAUAUUGUCAACCCACACAGAGAGGAUGUGUAGGCAGACAACACAGCACAUGUGCACACUCCACUUGUGAUAUGGACCAACUCAGAGCUUCCAGAAGAUUUGUUUGUGUCAAUUUUACUUAUUUUUUCUAUGGUGAUUGUGAGAAACUGCUGGAAUAAUAAGGGUUGUAGUACUGUUCUAUUGAUGUAAAUGAUAUGAAGUCAAUUUAAAAGGAAGAUAUUGCUGGUUUGUUCUUUUUCUAUGUGAAUUCAAAGUAGAUGAAGGAGCUGAGUGUUGCAUGCUUGGUUUUGUUAUCUUAACCCUACAGCCAAUCCAUCAUUAUGUAACUGCAAUAUGACAAAUCCCUGAUGUGUCUCAAAUGAUCUGUUUGAAUUUAUGAAUGUUGGAUUGGUUUAUAGUGAAAUUAUCUUCAGACUUGUGUUGUAUUUGUGUUUUGCUAUUUGGUCACACAGCAAUGCAACUCCUGUAAACCACACUGCCCUUAUAGAUAAUACAAACAAAUAAAAAACUAUAUGGUUUGUGCCAAGGUGCAUUUCAGCUGCAACACUCUUUCUAUAAUUCCAGGAGUAAUCUUGAUUCAUGAAAGCUAUUGUUAUGGUACUGUAUUUUCCUGGCAUUUCUACUGCAUAUCUAGAGGUGGUUUCAAGUGUUUGCUUUUGGAUACCACUUUAAAAAAAGAAAUGGUUUAUGCACGAUGGCCGCCUGCCUUAGAAAGCUAUGCACCCUGAUGCAGAGUGCCUCUGAAAUUUAGGAGCUGUUGAAAAAAUGAUUAAUAAAGUCUACCCUGAAACUACUACUACUA
This is a messenger RNA of Notolabrus celidotus (New Zealand spotty), 3180 nucleotides long. RefSeq names its product SLAIN motif-containing protein-like. Lineage: Eukaryota; Metazoa; Chordata; Actinopteri; Labriformes; Labridae. The record is from RefSeq and is a predicted model, not a curated record. Gene Ontology annotation, biological process: positive regulation of microtubule polymerization; cytoplasmic microtubule organization; microtubule nucleation. Gene Ontology annotation, cellular component: microtubule plus-end. The coding region runs from base 327 to 2204 and encodes 625 amino acids. The transcript is spliced from 9 exons.